UUUUGAUAUUCUGGUCCGUGCAAGGAGGCUAACCAGGUCUAUGGCCACUCUAAGUCUUGUCCACCUGAGGUUUAUUCACGGGGGAAUAUGCCCACUAGCUCAAGAUGUCGGCUUCGUUUCAAGAGUAUACCAUACCUUCCCUCGCGCUACUAUCGAUACCGUUACCUUCUUGCUCGAAGCACAGAGACCUCUUAAGUGUUUGCUACUCGUAUUCCAACAGAAAGUCAUGGUUGCGAGAAAGCUCUAACAAAAAUCAUUAUUCUUCUUCGAUGCAUCGUGCUAAUAAUUUCUGAUACAGAAUCAUUAAUUCCCGACUCUUCAAGUUUAUCGUCGGCGAAACGAGCGAUGGCGUCCCGACAGAGUUCUCCGUUCACGAGGAAGCAAUCGCCCAGCUCUCCAAACCACUUCACAGCUUAAUGAAAGGUGGUUUAUCGGAGGCCCAAGUCGGCUGUACAAUAUGGAAAGACGUAAGCAAGGAAACUUUCGAGCUGUUUGUCCAAUUUGCGUAUACCGGCGACUACUCCAUACCAAAGACCGAGAAGCGCAACACGGCUGUGAUGCUAGAGAGGAUGGAGAGGAAUAGCCUCACUGACCAGGCGUCGCGAAGUACUUCAAGCGGAAUACGAACAUGGAAUAAGGCUGAGGAACUGAAUGAAGUUCUGGACAUCGAGGAAACGAAGGAGUACAUCGAGGAGCCGGUGGUGGACGAAGAAGAAAAGGUAGAGGAGGCUCCCUUCGACGAUGAUAGGAGAAUGUUUCGCAAAGGCAAAAAGGACAAAAAGAUGAAGGGUAAAGGAGUGGCGAAGAGUAGCUUUGGCUGGAAUCGGGAAGCAGAACCAUCGGACCGAAAAUCAAGCCCAGUCGUUCGAACUACAAGAGAAAAAUACCCGGAGCCACCCUCACCCAGGCUCCUCGCAGCCGACUUCCCCUUUCUCUCAUAUCCUCUACUAGCGCCUCGCAACAACUACGAUAGCACUUGCGAGCCAGUUGAACAGUUUGCACCAGACCAGAUUUAUUCCAACGUGCUUCUCGCCCACGCCUCGCUGUAUAUCUUGGGCGAUUACCAACUCAUCGACUCGCUGAAAGCACUGGCCUUGUACAAACUCCACAAGACGCUGUGCGUAUUCCAGCUCGAUGAUGAGAAUGUUGAGGAUAUUAUCGACUUUGCAAGGUAUGCGUAUUCUGAGGGUAGAGGAGGAAUUGGCGGGUUAAGGGAUCUGGUCUGUCGGUAUAUGGCUACGAAUGCAGUAGUACUAUCACAUAGUGAUGGAUUCAUGGACCUCCUGGGAGAAGGAGGUGAGUUUGUCAAAGAUUUUUUCAAGUAUGAAUUGCAAAUGAUCCAUUGAAGUUUGUUAUCCUUGGCCUCUAGAAUGUUAUCAACCUAGUGAUCAUCGUCAAGUCCUUCACGUCCAGUCGAGACGUAGACUGUUUUAAAA
Messenger RNA from Mollisia scopiformis, 1436 nucleotides. RefSeq lists its product as uncharacterized. The transcript has a single exon. NCBI's taxonomy places the organism in Eukaryota, Fungi, Ascomycota, Leotiomycetes, Helotiales, Mollisiaceae. The record is from RefSeq and is a predicted model, not a curated record. Bases 417 to 1346 code for a protein of 309 amino acids.